Molecule: messenger RNA, 3159 nt
Organism: Neoarius graeffei (lesser salmon catfish)
Lineage: Eukaryota; Metazoa; Chordata; Actinopteri; Siluriformes; Ariidae
Gene: tsga10
Product: testis specific, 10
Exons: 17
Coding region: 69-2258 (729 amino acids)
Source: RefSeq, a predicted model, not a curated record
CGAGAAAAUAAAGUUGUUUAAAACUCUCAGACUGGAACGUGUGUGACUUUUUAACACGUUUACUGAAUAUGCAAGCGACAGGGCACAGGCUGAAGAAUCAGAAUCAGAAUCAUGGGUCAGAGACAGGUUCAGAAUCAUUACAGCAGGGGAUUAGAGCAGAGGAACGUCAGCAGAGGGAGCUGAAAGACUACAAACCAACACAACCUGAGAAACCCUGCACAGCUGAGCAGGGAGGCACAUGUGACUCAGAGCUGAUGAGAGCAAUGAAAGAGAGGGAUGGCUUGAAAAGCAUGCUGAAUAAAUACAAGCGCCACCUGUCUGAGAUCCAAGCCAACGUUCGGGUGCUUACAGCCGAGCGGGACAAGACCAGAAUGCACUAUCAGCAGGCUCAGGAAGAGAUUGCAAAACUCAGACGUGAUGUGUUGAAAUCAAUGGAAUCCCAGGGAUCGAAAUACAACGCGACGGCUCAGAGUGUCCUGAAACGCCUGGAAACGGAGAGAGAUGACGCGAUGUCCAAUCUUCACCACAUGAGCACAGAGAGAGACAGCCUGAAAGAGAGACUCAAGAUCUCACAGGAGACCUCGAUUAGUGAGAGAGCUCACUUGGAGCAGAGAGUGGAGGACCUGCAGAAUGCCUUACAGACACUGGAACAGGAGCGAGCUGAGCAUAAGAGCAGACAGGCGCAGAUGAGGGAGGCCAUGACUGGUCUGGAGGAGCAGAUGAACACGCUAGGCAAAAAGCUGGGCGCUACUGAAGGUGAACUCAGCUGCCUCAAGAAUGAAUGCAGCAUGCUCAGGCUUUCUAACACCCAAACAGAGAAUACUCUGAAUGAGACCCAGAAGCGGCUGAUUAACAGGAUUAAAGAUCUGCAGCGAGUGCAGGAAAAGAAUAAACAGCUGGAUGAAAAGAACGAUUCUUUGCUGAAGAAUGUAACGGUUCUUCAAGAGCAGAUGAAUAUACUGCAGAAUACUGUUUCUGAACUGAGCCGUCACAGAGAUACUCUACAGGUACAGCUAGAGAGAAAGAAUGCCCUGCACUACUCCACUACCAGAGAACUGGAUGAUAAGGAAAACUUAAUCCACAGUAUGAGCCUACAGAUCGAAGAUCUCGAAGCUGAUCUAGAAGCUGCGAAGGAGGCAGUAAGAAGCAGGGAUCGAGAGCUCGAUGUGAUGAAGAAAAAGCUGUUGGACUCUGGAGAUGACCUGAAUGCUGUACUGAAGCUCAAAGACACUGCGGUGAGAGAUAAUACACAGCUUAGAGAGGAGUUGGACCAAGUGCGACAAGACAACAAGGCUUUGCAGUUCAGAGUAGACGAGGCCACUCACAAGAUUGAGUUUAUGGAGAGGAAAGUGCAAAAUUAUGAUUCCGACAUCUCCAAUAUUGAAGACCUACUGUCCUCCAAGGAACAAGACUGUAAGGAGCUGCAGGAGUGUCAGAUGAAGCUGAGAACCUCAGCUUCAGAGAAUCGCAGACUCAGAGAAAGAGUAGCAAGUCUAGAGAGCUGUCUGAAAGAGCAACGAGAGUAUAAGGAGCUGCAGGAGUGUCGGAUGAAGCUAAGAACAGUGUAUUCACAGAACUGCAAACUCAAAGAAAGAGUAGCAAGUCUGGAGAGCUGUCUGAAAGAGGCUCACGGUGCUGAGCAGAGCUGCGGUGCUGAGCUCAGACAGCUGAAGUCCACACUGGAGAAACAGGAGGAAGAGCUGCGGCAGGUGCAGAACAAGCAGUUAGACACGCACAACAAUUUGGAGAAGACCCGCGAUGUGUGCAUCAAACUGGACACUGAGAAAAAAGUGGUCCAACAGGAGCUGGAGUCGUUUCGCUCUGAGCUGGAGCGCUUGAGGAAGCAGCUAGCAAUAGAGCGAGAGAAAGAAAUACACAGGCAGUUCAGCUUCCAGGAGAGGCUCGUGGAGAUCCAGGUCCUCAGGGACAAACUCAAUGUAGCUGAGUGCAAGGCGAGCACUCAGAGCAGAGAAAUGGCUCAGUUAAGGACUCGGUCAACACUGUUAGAAUCUGAUCUCGAGGCCACCCGGCAGCAGCUGAGCAUAGCGCAUGACGAAAAGGAACGUGCAGUGAAGGAGCUGCGUAGACUUGGACAAUCCUCACCCUUUGGCUCUCCAGUCUUGUCCUCCACACUGCUCACUCCUCCCUCCCCUGUCCAUCGCUCCCUUGGCCCUCACACGUCCUAUUCACUUGAACAUUUGCAUCACGCCUCUCCUAGCCACCUGCCACCAAGACACUCAUCUGCGAGGUCUGUGUAACUCAGAAUGCCAUUAAAACUCAACAGAAAUGCACCCCCGUGCUCUGGUUCACUUUCACUCAAUGAAGAGCUCUCCUUCAAUUCUAUAGUUAGACGCCAUUAUAAUAGACGCACUCCAGACUGCUGCUUACACAUCCAAAGGUUUUUUGAACACUGCAUUUAACUUAGUACUGGCAUAUUUAAAUCACCCUGCUGAGCUUGUAUUAUUUCUCAUAAAUGUGUGAUUUAGCUCAGUGUUAAUAAAUUGCCUAUCAAUAUUUUACAGGAGUAUUACUUUCAGAGACACGCAGGACUAAGCAGACAUGGACUGGACAGCUUUAGAAGCACAUCAGUUGUACUGUGUCACCACUAUGCGCCUGCUUUAUUUAAUAAAGCACUUUAGAUUUGAAUCCAUUUCAUGGGGCAAUCGUGGUUUAAAAGUUAGAGAAGCAGCCUGAGGCCCAAAAGGUGACUGGUUCGAUUCCCUGGACUGGUAGGAAAAAUCUAUGGCUGAAGGGCCCUUGAACAAGGUACCUCACCCCCAGGUACUAGGUAUGUGUGUGCUCGUUGUAUGUCGCUCUGCAUAAGCGCAUCUGUUAAAUGUUUGUAAUGUGAGUCACUCUUGGAGCCAUAUGAGCACUGAAUGGUAAUUGAUAUAUGAAUGAUGGCAUUGUUUUAAUUCAAUAGUGCUAUAUUUUUAGACGCGUAUUAAAAUCUGGAAUGAAUCUUUGUCUCCUGUCUUGCAUUAAAGCUGUAGUAAAGAUGAUUCUAUAAAAUUAAUUAUCCAUCCAUCCAUUAUCUGCAGCCACUUAUCCUGUGCAGGGUCACGGGCAAGCUGGAGCCUAUCCCAGCUGACUACGGGCGAAAGGCGGGGUACACCCUGGACAAGUCGCCAGGUCAUCACAGGGCUGACACAUAGACAC